AGUGUUGGCAUACACUUAUUAAAUUGUAGCCAAGUACUACUUCUGGCACACGCCUAGUAAUUGUUCCCUUUAAACUCUCCCAAACGCUUACCUGUGUCACUACUCAUCCACGUGAUUACUUAAACAAGCGUUGACUCAUACAGACACGACAAAUUAAACACAGUGACCGUUUCUUUGGAGAGGAUCGAUGACGGAAGCUGGUGAUCUUACUUCGGUUCCAAACAGUGUGAUCAAGCCGUUCCCAUUUCUUGUUAUCUUCAAAGAUUUAAAACAUGUAUUCAGUAUGGAUGCCAUUGGGCGAGAGAUACUAAGCAUGGCGUUUCCGGCGGCUCUUGCUUUUGCUGCUGAUCCAAUAGCGUCUCUGAUCGACACCGCUUAUAUUGGACGUUUAGGAGCGGUUGAGCUAGCAGCGCUUGGAGUAUCCAUUGCGAUAUUCAAUCAAGCUUCUAGAAUCACGAUAUUCCCAGUUGUGAGCGUCACAACUUCCUUUGUCGCUGAGGAAGACACGAUGGAGAAGAUGAAAGAAGACGAAGCAAACAAAGCCAUUACUCAUGCAAAUACUUCAGCUGUUCAAGAUUCCUUGGAAAAAGGUGUUGCGUCACCGGCAAGUAACAACACGAGCCAGCCGCAGCAAACGCCAGCUUCGGAUACAAAGCCAAGCAGCGGAAACAAAGCAAAAAAGAAAGGAAAGAAGAAUAUCAAAUCGGCAUCAACGGCCAUGAUCAUAGGGUUAAUCCUAGGCCUUGUGCAAGCCAUUGCCUUGAUUUUCAGCUCGAAGGUGCUUCUAGGCGUCAUGGGAGUGAAACCGAAUUCAGCAGUGUUAUCACCAGCGCACAAGUACUUGACCAUACGAUCAUUAGGUUCUCCUGCAUUGCUUUUAUCACUUUCAAUGCAAGGCAUUUUUCGUGGCUUCAAGGACACCAAAACUCCUCUAUAUGCUACUGUUGUGGCAGAUGUUAUCAACAUCAUUCUCGACCCAAUUUUCAUCUUUGUGCUGCACCUUGGCGUCAGCGGUGCGGCCAUUGCUCAUGUCAUUUCUCAGUACUUCAUGACUCUAAUAUUGUUCAUCCGCCUCGCGAGUAAAGUUAAUUUGAUGCCACCAAACUUCGGAGAAUUACAGUUCGGAAAAUUCCUUAAAAGUGGGGGAUUAUUGCUGGCGAGGACCGUAGCUGUAACGUUUUGUCAGACAUUAGCAGCAGCAGUGAUGGCUCGUCUGGGAACAACACCCAUGGCUGCUUUUCAAAUAUGCUUACAAGUCUGGUUAACUACUUCUCUCCUCGCCGAUGGUCUUGCCGUUGCCGGUCAAGCCAUUCUGGCUUGUUCCUUUGCGGAGAAAGACUACAACAAAGUGACUGCUGCUACAUCGCGUGUUCUACAGAUGGGUUUUGUGUUAGGACUUGGACUGUCCGUUUUUGUUGGAUUGGGUUUAUACUUUGGUGCUGGAGUAUUCUCCAAGGAUGCUGCCGUUAUUCACCUCAUAGCCAUUGGAAUACCGUUUGUAGCAGCAACACAGCCAAUAAACUCAAUCGCUUUUGUGCUGGACGGAGUCAAUUUUGGAGCAUCAGAUUUUGCUUACACUGCAUACUCCAUGGUAGGAGUUGCGGCCAUAACCAUUGCAGCAAUAAUAUACAUGGCAAAGUUCUAUGGUUUUCUAGGAAUAUGGAUAGCCCUUACGAUCUAUAUGGGUCUCCGAACCGUUACUGGAAUUGCCAGGAUAGCAACAGGAACCGGACCGUGGAAAUUCUUGCGUGGACGAUCCCCUUCAUCUUCCUAGGACUUAGUUAAUAAUUAUAAGAGCGUUGCAUCCUUGUCUGUCUUUCUUAAUUUUUGGUUUUUGUUUCUUGAGUUUUUACAUUUUGUUUGAAAACCAGUUAUCUGUAUUGUUAUCUUCACAGCUGCAGAUAAAUAAUUGGAUGAAACGUUAUCUCUC
Molecule: messenger RNA, 1930 nt
Organism: Brassica napus (rape)
Lineage: Eukaryota; Viridiplantae; Streptophyta; Magnoliopsida; Brassicales; Brassicaceae
Product: protein DETOXIFICATION 43
Exons: 13
Coding region: 188-1774 (528 amino acids)
Biological process (GO): transmembrane transport
Cellular component (GO): membrane
Molecular function (GO): xenobiotic transmembrane transporter activity; antiporter activity; citrate transmembrane transporter activity
Source: RefSeq, a predicted model, not a curated record